Molecule: messenger RNA, 1818 nt
Organism: Larimichthys crocea (large yellow croaker)
Lineage: Eukaryota; Metazoa; Chordata; Actinopteri; Sciaenidae
Gene: her8.2
Product: hairy-related 8.2
Exons: 5
Coding region: 851-1462 (203 amino acids)
Biological process (GO): regulation of DNA-templated transcription
Molecular function (GO): DNA binding; protein dimerization activity
Source: RefSeq, a predicted model, not a curated record
GGCUAUGCCAUGCCUGAAACCAAAUAUCUUUAUCAGUAGAGAUGUCUGUAGAUGUGCCCUGUUUCACAUAUGCUCAUAAUGCUCUGACUGUGCAUUGAUUUAGACUGCAGGGACAAGAACAGAGAGCAAACAGCAGGGAAGAUGUGGCCGGGCUGAGUCACAUGUUAUGAGAUGAUGCUGAUGAAGUCUGAAUAUGUCUGUAUGGUGAUGUUAAUAACUGUGAACGGGGAAUUUUAUUUUAUGAAGAAGGAGAGAUUGAGUUCAGGAGGUGGUUUGAUAGUGAGCCCAGUACCCACACAGGAACUUUUGCCUGUGCUGUGAUCACACCCAGUGGAGUAUGGUCAGAUUUGUCUGCUGCAAUGGUGAGAGAAGAACAAAACAACUAUAAGAAUUCAUUGCAACUGUCAUUACCAUCAUUAACAGAGGAUAAACAAAAGUUCUCAUAUUUUGCAUUCAUACACAGAUAUAUUUUUUAAAAGAGAUUACUUGAAGACCUGCCUCAUUCGAGAGUACCUACUCAAGUAAUCAUCUUUCCCUCUGUCUGCAAUUUUGUGGCAGGUAGAACAUGGAGUCAGCUGCUCUCAAAGGCUUCUUUUGUGCGUCCCCUUGGACAAAAGCAUAAGGCCGAUGAAUAAACGCCGGGUCUCUCGGUUAUUGAAUGGAGCCAGUGACCUGUCAGUCUUGACUGAUGGGACCCCGUGUGUGGGAAAAUCCCGCAGCCAAAGAGUUGGAGCAUUCACAUGCUAAUUGAGUCCGAUAAAUAAGAGGGCCGUGCCGCGCCGAGGGCCCUAGAGACGCGCUGAGAUUCAGAGGAGAGGAGGCACAAGCGUACGGACACCCGAGAAGAAACAUGACUGCCUCAUCCAUGGCGCACAACGUGGGGAAACAUCCCAGUGCCAAGGAAGAGAGAAAGCUGAGAAAGCCGCUCAUUGAGAGGAAACGACGAGAGAGGAUAAACAAUUGUUUGGAUCAACUGAAGGAAGCUGUGAUCGGAGCGUUCAGGCUUGAUCAAUCCAAACUGGAAAAAGCCGAUAUCUUAGAGAUGACAGUGAAACAUCUGCAAAACAUCCAACAACAGAGUACCAAACUCAACGACCCCACAUUAGGCCUGGAGGCCCAACAGAAAUACAGCACAGGGUACAUCCAGUGCAUGCACGAGGUCCACAACAUGCUCCUCACCUGCGACUGGAUGGAUAAAACUCUGGGCUCGCGUCUGCUCAACCACCUCCUCAAAUCCCUCCCCAGGUCCACUGAUGAGCGUCCCAUCCAGCCUAUGCCCAGACAUGAUGUACCUACUCAGGCCUGCCAAGGGCUCCCUGGUACACCCCUCAGAGGAGACCCCACCAUCGUUGGGAGGCAGCUCCAGAGAGAAGGUCCCACCUGUCAUGUGGCUGGGCACCAAGAGAGACCGGCGCUCCACAGCUCCCACCUGGGGAUGCUGGAGAUGUGGAGGCCCUGGUGAACUGGUGGAUGAUCUUUGGUCCUCCAUUUUGUUAGACCAUCCUCUGUUAUGUAUCUUAUAGAUAUGCUGCUCAGAAGACAAACGUGGGGCAGUUUUGUUCCAGUGAUUAUUAUUGUAGGUGUGCUAUAAUGAUUCUAUACAGACCUUUUCUCAGUACUUCCCUUCAGAAGUCGACUUCUUGUAGCCUGCAUUAUAGAAGGCUCUUAUUAAUCUUUCAUGUAUUUAUUGUAUUAACAGCUUUAUUUAUUUGAUAUUAUAAGGAAUGACCUUGCUUAGACCUUUUGCUUGCCAUUGCAUAGAUUUGAUAUCUUCCUCCUUUGCUGUAUAAUUAACCCAAACAUUAAUAAUAAUAAAGC